Messenger RNA from Musca vetustissima, 1447 nucleotides. RefSeq names its product odorant receptor coreceptor (gene Orco). Lineage: Eukaryota; Metazoa; Arthropoda; Insecta; Diptera; Muscidae. Gene Ontology annotation, molecular function: olfactory receptor activity; odorant binding. The coding region runs from base 1 to 1437 and encodes 478 amino acids. The record is from RefSeq and is a predicted model, not a curated record. Gene Ontology annotation, cellular component: plasma membrane. Gene Ontology annotation, biological process: detection of chemical stimulus involved in sensory perception of smell; sensory perception of smell. The transcript is spliced from 7 exons.
AUGCAAGCCAAUCUGCAGCCAACGAAGUAUACCGGCCUUGUGGCCGAUCUGAUGCCCAACAUCAAGUUGAUGAAAUAUUCGGGCUUGUUUAUGCAUGCAUUCACCGGAGGCUCUGCAUUGCUGAAAAAUGUCUACUCAUCCAUACACUUGGUGCUGAUAGUGCUGCAGUUCAUCUUCAUCCUUGUCAACAUGGCCCUGAAUGCCGACGAGGUUAAUGAAUUGUCCGGCAAUACAAUUACGGCACUAUUCUUUACGCAUUGCAUUACGAAAUUCGUUUAUCUGGCAGUGAAUCAAAAGAACUUUUACAGAACACUUAACAUUUGGAAUCAGCCAAACUCCCACCCUCUGUUUGCGGAGUCGGAUGCUCGCUAUCAUUCAAUUGCUUUGGCUAAAAUGCGAAAGUUGUUCUUCUUGGUAAUGUUGACGACUGUGGCCUCGGCCGUUGCAUGGAUUACCAUUACAUUCUUUGGCGAGAGUGUCAAGUUCGCCACUGAUAAGGAAACCAACUCUACCAUUACCGUACCCAUUCCACGGCUGCCCAUUAAAUCAUUCUAUCCCUGGGAUGCAAGUAGUGGCAUGUUCUAUAUGAUAUCCUUUGGCUAUCAGGCCUACUACUUGCUCUUCUCUAUGGUCCAUUCGAAUUUGUGCGAUGUCCUUUUCUGUUCCUGGUUGAUAUUCGCCUGUGAACAGCUGCAGCAUCUGAAGGGCAUAAUGAAACCAUUGAUGGAGUUGUCAGCAUCGUUGGAUACCUAUCGACCUAAUUCGGCAGCAUUGUUUCGUUCGUUGUCGGCUAAUUCGAAAUCUGAAUUAAUUCAAAAUGAAGAAAAAGAACCUGUCAAUGAUUUGGAUAUGUCGGGCAUAUACAGUACAAAGGCGGAUUGGGGUGCCCAGUUUCGUGCUCCGUCAACUCUGCAGACCUUCAAUGGCAUAAACGGCGCCAAUCCCAAUGGCCUGACAAAGAAACAGGAAAUGAUGGUACGCAGUGCCAUCAAAUAUUGGGUUGAACGUCACAAGCAUGUUGUCAGAUUGGUAGCUGCUAUUGGUGAUACAUACGGUGCCGCCCUGUUGCUUCACAUGUUGACAUCGACCAUUAAAUUAACGCUGUUGGCGUACCAGGCAACCAAAAUCACGGGUGUAAAUGUUUACGCUUUCACUGUGAUCGGUUACUUGGGCUAUGCACUGGCCCAAGUAUUUCACUUCUGUAUUUUUGGCAAUCGUUUAAUUGAGGAGAGCUCAUCGGUUAUGGAAGCUGCUUAUUCUUGUCAUUGGUAUGACGGUUCGGAGGAGGCUAAAACUUUUGUGCAAAUCGUUUGUCAGCAAUGUCAGAAGGCCAUGUCUAUAUCGGGAGCAAAAUUCUUUACAGUUUCAUUGGAUUUGUUUGCAUCGGUCCUGGGUGCCGUUGUCACAUAUUUCAUGGUGUUGGUGCAACUCAAAUAAGACCAUCAAA